UAAUUCUCCUUUUAUUAUCCCGGGGAAGCGUUCUCCUUUCCCUGCUCUCCUCGUUCCGCCUCCCUGAGCCCCUGUUGCACCCUCCUCGCUCUCCCUUUCCUUCCACGCGGGCAUCCGAGGAAGCCCAGGGACCGUGGCUGGACUUGACUGGCAGCCGGGAGAAGACCUGUUGCCUUUCGAGCCCCCUCCACGGGCGGGGCCGGUAGGGGGCCGAGGAACUCGUGUAAACGGAGAGCCUCCGUUCUAGCCAGAUAACGGGGACAGAACUGUGCUGGAAAAGGCAGGAGCAGGAGAAGCGAUGACUUCCAGCAAAAUCGAGAUGCCUGCUGGACUGAAGGCGGACCCGGCGGCCCUGAUGGCUUCCCUGCACUUGCUGCCUUCGCCCACCCUCAACCUGGAAAUCAAGCACACCAAAAUUUUUAUCAACAAUGAGUGGCAAAAUUCGGAGAGUGGGAAAAUAUUCCCUGUAUUUAAUCCUGCAACAGGAGAACAGAUCUGUGAUGUGCAAGAAGCUGACAAGGCUGACACAGACAAGGCGGUGCAGGCUGCUCGGCUGGCCUUCUCCCUGGGCUCGGUGUGGCGGAGGAUGGAUGCCUCUGAACGAGGACGCCUCCUGGAAAAGCUGGCCGAUCUGGUGGAGAGAGACCGGGCCCUCCUUGCCACCAUGGAGUCGCUGAACAGUGGGAAGCCCUUCCUCCAAGCCUUCUACGUUGACCUUCAUGGCGUCAUCAAGACCUUGAGGUAUUUCGCCGGUUGGUCAGACAAGAUUCACGGAUUGACCAUCCCGGUGGACGGAGAUUAUUUCACCUUUACGAGGCAUGAGCCCAUCGGGGUGUGUGGACAGAUCAUCCCGUGGAACUUCCCCCUCCUGAUGUUUGCGUGGAAGAUCGCACCAGCCCUUUGCUGUGGCAACACGGUGGUCCUCAAGCCGGCUGAGCAAACCCCACUCACUGCCCUCCACCUGGGCACCCUCAUUAAGGAGGCGGGGUUUCCUCCAGGCGUGGUCAACAUUUUGCCAGGAUUUGGACCCACGGUGGGGGCGGCCAUUGCUUCUCACACAGGGAUUGAUAAAAUCGCCUUCACAGGUUCCACAGAGGUGGGGAAGCUGGUUCAAGAAGCUGCCGGAAGAAGCAACUUGAAGCGGGUGACACUGGAACUCGGGGGGAAGAGCCCCAACAUUAUUUUUGCGGAUGCAGAUUUGGAGCAGGCAGUGGAGCAAGCCCACCAAGGGGUUUUUUUCAACCAAGGCCAAUGCUGCACGGCUGGCUCCCGCAUCUACGUGGAGGAGCCCAUCUACGAUGAGUUCGUCCAGAGGAGCGUGGAACGGGCCAAGAGGAGAGUUGUGGGGAGCCCCUUUGACCCCACCACCGAGCAAGGGCCACAGAUCGACAAGAAGCAGUAUAACAAGAUCCUGGAGCUGAUCCAGAGUGGUGUGGCUGAAGGGGCCAGGCUGGAGUGCGGGGGCCAAGGAUUGGGGCACAAGGGCUUCUUCAUUGAACCCACCGUUUUCUCCAACGUGACUGAUGACAUGCGCAUCGCCAAGGAAGAGAUCUUUGGGCCUGUGCAAGAAAUCCUGCGGUUCAAAACCAUGGAGGAAGUGAUUGAGAGAGCCAACAAUUCCGACUUUGGGCUGGUGGCUGCCGUCUUCACCAGGGACAUCAACAAGGCUCUGACCGUCUCCUCCGCCAUGCAGGCGGGAACUGUCUGGGUCAACUGCUACAAUGCCUUAAAUGCCCAGAGUCCUUUUGGGGGUUUCAAGAUGUCCGGCAAUGGAAGAGAAAUGGGAGAAUGUGGCCUGCGAGAAUAUUCCGAAGUGAAGACGGUGACCAUAAAGAUUCCUCAGAAGAACUCCUAAGAGGAAGGGCCUCCCCAGCGCCAGACGCACCUCUACCUUUCUCUAGAGGGAUUGAGCACUCAGGAAUUUUUAAAAAGUGACACAGAUGUUUGUUUGUUUUUAAAAUAACAUCAUAACCAAGUUCAUUAUUCAACUUGAGGGGUUCUUCUCCACUGCUGACACCGCACUCCUUUGAUCUUUUGAAAGACAUUUGAGCUGGACGGCCGAUUCCCCUGCUGAGAGGACUUUUCCUGGGGAGGAGCAGGCAGGAGGCAGCCCCUGGCUGGGAAAGCCACUCUGCUUUCUGGGCAAUGCAGCCAGGCAGGCCUGGGGCACCUUGUGGGCACCCGUCCCACUGCCUGUGCCAUAUGCCUUGGGAGACCCUGCUAGCUCUCCUCAGGUGGAAGGAACAGGUGGCCUGGACAGGUGGGGUUCCUGGAGGACUUUGGAGAGGCAGCAGCCACUCCUCCCAUUUUCUCUCCUUCCCCCAGGGGUCACCAAGGGGCAGCCCCCUUCAACAGCCCUCACUGCUGCUUCGUGAAAUGGGCUUCCCAGAGCCUCCAUGUACUCCCCUUGCCUGGGGGGGGGGAGAUGCUUUCCUCCCUUGCUCAGGUGCCUCUGAGUUUCUCGGGGAGUUGACUCCCAAGGGCCCAAUCAUCCAGGCGGUUCUUCCCUGGCCCAGGCAUCAGACCUCCAGCUCUUCUGAUGACUUUGCCCAAGGUGCCAACCUGGCCCUCUUUGAAAUGGCUCUCCUGGAUGACCAAACAGCUGUCCCUCCCAUCACUGGCAGAGGGUUUGAGGGGAACCCUCCCACAUGGCUAGCCACAGCUCAGCGCUUGGCCAGAUCUGGCCAGGCUUCCCCAGGAACUGGGCCAAAGCCCAGGAUGCCUCCCAAGGCUUCGGGAGUCCAAAGGCCGGAGGGGCUGUGCUGAGCUGUGGCUCUUGGGCUGCCUUUGGCCCGUUGGGAGGACAGCUGUGUAUACUCAGCUGCAUUCAAGGAAUGGGUCUCCAAAAUGAGUCUGUGUCAGAAACACUCAGCCUCUUCAGAGCCAAGCAGCACCCAAGACUGGCUCCAGGCAACACAGGGGUCUCCGUGGCAUAGAACAGAUGGCUCCCCACCCACCCACCAACCCAUGCCACGUGGCCCAGAGUAGCAGGCAUUUUCUAGGCAAGCCUCAUUGCACACCAUGUGUGUGCAUGCAGGUGCCUCCGUUUCCUCUGCCUGGCCCAGGAGAAGCUCCCUCUGAGUGCCAGGGCUGCCUCCGUCCUUUUGGGGGUGGGGGGUGGGGCUCACUCCCUCUGGACACCUCGUCGCCUUCCAGCGUCUUCUGCCAGUAUUGCUUCUGCAUCUUCUUCUCUGCCAGUGGUGAAGCACAAGCAAGACACAAAUAUUAUUCCUGAGCUGGGUAACAUGAAUGUCACAUCCUGUAGUGUUAUAGCAGAAAGUGGUGGUUGUUUUAAAAAAAAACAAUGUUCUAAGAAAUUAGUUUUCUUGUUAUAUCCAAUAUUCAUGGUGAAAGGAUUUUUUCUUUUUCUCCUGUGUACCUUCAGAAAGACCUGUGCUAGCAAUAAGCAUUUAUACUAUAUACUCUACAUUAUAUGUGUGGUGUCAGUGUGUGUAAUUCCAAAUAAACAAUUAUUGUUAAGUAACAAAA
This is a messenger RNA of Pantherophis guttatus, 3489 nucleotides long. NCBI's taxonomy places the organism in Eukaryota, Metazoa, Chordata, Lepidosauria, Squamata, Colubridae. The record is from RefSeq and is a predicted model, not a curated record.